Molecule: messenger RNA, 962 nt
Organism: Panicum hallii
Lineage: Eukaryota; Viridiplantae; Streptophyta; Magnoliopsida; Poales; Poaceae
Exons: 1
Coding region: 73-708 (211 amino acids)
Source: RefSeq, a predicted model, not a curated record
CUCCUCACAAUCUUUGCGCCUUCGCAACUUCUAGAAGCUUCCAUCUGGUAGGCUCAACCCCCCUCGCUCGCCAUGGGCAACGGUCUCUCCCCGUGCCUGUGCCCCGGCGCCGCCCGCGGCGAGGCGGCGCGGCUGGUGUUCUGGGGCGGGUCGGCGAGGACGGCCGGCGAGCGGCGGCCCGUCACCGCCGGGGACGUCGCGGCGGAGCUCCCCGGCCAGCACCUCGUCUGCGCGGCAGACUCCUUCUUCGUCGGCCUGCCGGUCCCGGCGCUGCCGCCGGGGGAGCGGCUCGCGGCCGGGCGGACCUACUUCGUGCUCCCCGCGGCGCGCUUCUCCUGCCGCCAGGCGCUCACCGCCGCGACGCUCGCCAAGCUCUCGCCGUCCCCCGCGGGGAAGGUGCCCCUCGCCGGCGGCGCGGCGUCCCCGUUCGAGUACGUCACGGGCGCCGACGGCGCGCCGCUCAUCAGGAUCCUGCCCGAGUUCAUCGAGAAGGUGAUCACGUCGCGCGGCGGCGGCGGCGGCAAGUGCGCCGCCGCGGAGCAGCUGUGCAGCACGCCGGAGCUGAGGAAGCACUACAUGCAGCUCGUGGGGGCGCGGGCGGAGCGGCCGUGGUCGCCGGGGCUCGAGACCAUUUCGGAGGCCGAGAAGAGGAGGAGGAUGCCGUCGCCGGUGAGGCUGAUCGAGCUGGCCAAGGCUUCUUCAAGAUAGGAGAUAUCCGUGCAUGCCAGCCUAUGGAUGGAUUCCAAGAUAGAUUGGGGAUAUAAUUUCAUUAACUCUCUUGUUUCUUCUGAUACAAGCAAGAGGGAGAGGAUGCAAUGUGCAUAUAGGAGUUUCAGAAAAGAGGGAGAUGAGUAGGUAGAUUUGAAUUAGUUUUAGUUCAUUAAUUUUCUCUCCGGCCAACAGAAGAUUAGUGGACCGGAUGCAAAUGAACGAAUUAAUGAAAUUGCAUGUCAUCCGAUCCA